Molecule: messenger RNA, 633 nt
Organism: Phodopus roborovskii (desert hamster)
Lineage: Eukaryota; Metazoa; Chordata; Mammalia; Rodentia; Cricetidae
Product: claudin-34
Exons: 1
Coding region: 1-633 (210 amino acids)
Biological process (GO): bicellular tight junction assembly; cell adhesion
Cellular component (GO): bicellular tight junction; plasma membrane
Molecular function (GO): structural molecule activity
Source: RefSeq, a predicted model, not a curated record
AUGUUGACAAAAAACUACCAUCACCAAAUGGGAGGUUUUGUUUUAACCACAGUGGCCUGGCUACUUUGCUGCAUCUCCAUGGGGCUUCCUCAGUGGCGAGUGUGGUACUAUGAAGAUCCAGUGAUUUUCAAGCCUACAGUGGCUUUUGUGGGCAUAUGGAGAUCCUGUGUUUUCUACAAUGGCAACAACACCAGGGACAUCAGAAUAUGUCACCGAUACAACUACCAUGACUCCUUCCUGCCUUUGUAUAUUCGAAUAAACCAGCACCUGCUGCUGGUGUCCAGCUUUCUGGGCCUCUUUGGGAAAAUCACCAUCAUUAUUGCUCUUUGGAAAGUGUGUAUUGGAAGAGAAUGGAGGAAUGCCACCUGCAAUCCAUUCAGCCUUUCGGGGAUUUUGAACAUCAUUGCUAGCAGCUUUCUUUAUCUUGCUGUUCUUUUCAAUUACAUAUCCAUAAUACGCAAAUGGGGGAUUGCCUUUCCACCAUAUUUCCACAUGCCUUCUCACCCAGACACUCAGAAGAUUGGUAGUGCCAUGGCUCUGGCAAUUAUUGCUGCAGUUUUCUUUCUAAUAAGUGGUAUAAUUUGUCUUUCUUCAAAUUUAGCCAUAGGCAAGACACCCCAUUCCAAAAUUUAA